Molecule: messenger RNA, 2879 nt
Organism: Ziziphus jujuba (common jujube)
Lineage: Eukaryota; Viridiplantae; Streptophyta; Magnoliopsida; Rosales; Rhamnaceae
Product: G-type lectin S-receptor-like serine/threonine-protein kinase At5g35370
Exons: 1
Coding region: 925-2649 (574 amino acids)
Biological process (GO): protein phosphorylation
Molecular function (GO): ATP binding; protein kinase activity
Source: RefSeq, a predicted model, not a curated record
AUUGCCGGGUCCUUUUACUACAGUUUUAUUUAUUUAUUUUUUUUGAAGUUUGAAAAACAAACUAUCAGUCUUAAGUUUAGCAUAAACAAAUCCAUUGGCCAACAUAAUAAAAAAAUCCAUUCACAACUUCAAAGCCUAUGAAAACCAUCCAUUUCCAUUAAUGGAAUCUUUGUAUUUCUUUUUCUCCUUUGCUACUAUCACUUCUUGCUUCGCAUUUCUUCCAUCUCUCACCGUCUCAGAUCUCAUUUCCAACCAUUCUGUUCUUCCAAACUUCACAGCAACCUACCUUCAACUCCUCGAAAACAAUGGCAGUUUCUUGAACUCUAUCAAUGGCACUUUCACGGCCUCUACACAGAGUGCAUCACAGAGGUCUUCAAGCUUCUACUCCUCCAUCUUCAUCAUCCAUCAGCCCACUCACACUGACAUCUGGACGGCCAAUGGCAACAAAUCCAUUUCAAACACUGCUAAACUAUCACUCACCAUCCAUGGCCUCUCCAUUACCGAUGGCUCUAACAAUGUUAUCUGGUCCACACCAGCUUUUAGCUCUCCCGUUGGAGCACUCCGGCUCUUAGAGACAGGGAACCUUGUGUUGGUUGAUAACAUGAACGUGUCUCUAUGGGAGAGUUUCAAUUAUCCCUCAGACACCAUCGUCAUGGGACAGAGCUUUCCUGUAGGAAAAUCUUUGUUCAGUUUUGCAGGAGACACCAACUUGUCGGCCGGUGAUUAUCGGCUUACACUUGCCGGAGAUGAUUUGUUGUUGCAGUGGAUGGGACAGACAUAUUGGAAACUCUUCAUGGAUAUAAAUGCCUACAGGAAUUCAAACAAGCCAGUUUCGUAUAUGGUGGUGAACAACACUGGUUUGAAUCUAUACGGGGAUGAUGGAACGGUAGUUAUUCAAGUUAACUUGGAGGCAUUAGUUUUAGGAUGGCCAAGUUGGGAUCAGAAGGGAGGUUUACGAUCAUGAGCUCAACGGCAGAUAAGUGGGUUGAAGAAUUUAUUGCUCCUGAAUACAGUCGAGUUCCAGCAAUUUGCGGAAAAAUGGGAGUUUAUGACACAGGCAAAAUGUCUUGUACGUGCCCAUCUGGUUUUCAUAGAGGACCAGGUGAAAACGGUGGUUGUGUGCCAAAAGAUAAUACAUUAUCUUUGCCUACAGCAUGUAAUUCAGGUGCCAAUAAUGGCUCGGGAUUGAAUUUGAUGUCAAUUUCUUAUUUGAAACUUGAGGAUGGGAUGGACUAUUUUGCUAAUAAUUUUAUGGCGCCUGAGGAGCUUGGUGUAAACCUAUCAACAUGUCAAGAUCUAUGCUCCAAAAAUUGUUCAUGCUUGGGCUUUUUCUAUAGAAAUCACUCUGGCAAUUGUUAUAUGCUUCGGAAUGAUCUCGGUUCCAUAUACACUGGUACAAAAAAUCGCAUUGGCUACAUAAAGACUUCAUUAGCAGCUUCUUCCACCACAGUUAGCAAAAAGGAAGAAAAAUUCCCAGUAGCAGGAAUGGUGUUAAUACCUAUAUUUGGCUUCUUCAUGUUAAUCACCAUUAUGGUCCUAGCAAUUCUCUGGCUAAGAAAAACAAGGUAUUCAAAAGUUGUAGCGGCUACGAAUCUGGGCAGUUGGAAUUCAUCUUCAUCAGCACCAGAGCUUACAGUGACCACUCUUCCAGGUUUGCCAAUAAGAUUUGAUUUUGAUGAGCUUGUUUCUGCUACUGAAAAUUUCAAGAACAGUAUUGGAAGUGGCGGCUUUGGCACUGUUUAUAGAGGUACUCUGCCAGACCAAACUGCUGUCGCAGUGAAAAAGAUAACAAAUCUAGGAGCCACUGCCAAGAAGGAAUUCUACACCGAGACUGCAAUCAUCGGAAGCAUUCGCCAUGCCAAUCUAGUUAGAUUGAAAGGAUUUUGUAUCCAUGGAAAUCUGCGCCUUCUAGUAUUUGAGUUCAUGAAUAAAGGAUCCUUGGAAAAGAUUCUUUUCGGAACAGGGUUGGUUCUAGAAUGGAAAGAGAGAUUGAAAAUAGUGCUAGGAAUAGCAAAGGGACUUGCUUAUUUACAUAGUGGAUGUCAACACAAGAUCAUCCACUGUGACAUCAAGCCAGAGAACAUUCUACUGCACGGAGAAGGUUCAGCGAAAAUCUCCGAUUUUGGGAUGUCAAAGCUGCUAGAUCACCAUGGAAACUCCAAGCUAUUAACGAUUAUGAGAGGGACAAGAGGCUAUAUGGCACCUGAAUGGCUCACUAGCUCUGGCAUCACUGACAAAUCAGAUGUUUAUAGCUUUGGGAUGGUUUUACUGGAAAUUGUGAGUGGAAGAAGGAAUUGCUCAUUGUUGAUACAAAGCACUGAAUCCGGAUCAAAUGGCCCAUCCUUCUCUUCUUCGAGUCUUGAAUCAGGAUCCGUUUAUUUCCCUGCAGUUGCACUGGAAUUGCAUAAGCAAGGAAUGUAUUUGAAGCUAGCAGACCCAAGACUAGAGGGGCGAGUGGAUAGUGAAGAGGUUGAGAAGAUGGUGCGGGUGGCUCUGUGUUGUGUACAGAUAGUGCCAGAGCUUAGGCCAACUAUGGCUGAAGUGGUUGCCAUGUUGGAAGAUCGAUUGUCUUUAAGUGAGCCUAGGAUCGAGGCCUUGAAUUUCUUGCAGUCAUUUGGAGGGAGACUCACCAAACAUGCACAAAACUAACAAGGAUACGAUGAAGGAAAUAAUAGAUUUUACGACAGGCCUUUAAUGUAAUCUGCACCAGAAUCUAUAUAUAUGUCCUACCAUUAUUAGUUUUUUAAAUAAUUAUUAGGUUCUUGGAUAUGAUGGUCCGAGGUUGAGAAAGAGCAUUUAAUAAAGCAUCAAUCUACUAGUGAACUUUGCAUUAAAUGAUGUUCAUCUCACUGGAAAAUUACAAGCUUAUGGUGUUCUUA